UUAUGAGAGUGAUUACAGAGCAGUAGGUUUAGUACUUUAGACCAUAUACACAGAUAGCAGUUUCACAUUUACUUUGAUUAAAUACAGUGAUUUGAUCAUAUCGAGGUCACGUCUGCUUAGCUACUGUUCGUCUCAUCAUUAAACAGUCAAGAAGCCAUUCUGUUGGACAGGAAGGUUACCAUGGCUACACAGUCAGCUGACGUGAUCAUAGUCGGUGCAGGUCUUAGUGGUCUGAUAGCAGCCAGGGAGUUGCAGAGACAAGGCGUGGAUGUCUUAGUACUGGAGGCCAGAGACCGAGUGGGAGGACGUAUGUAUACAAUCAAGAACAAAAAGUCCCCGUAUGUUGACCUCGGAGCAGCUUAUAUUGGAGCCACUCAGAAGCGGGUUUGGAAAUUGAUCAAAGAGUUUGACCUUAAAGCUUUCCCAACCAAUGAGAAAGAAGAUCUCAUCUACUAUGAACAGGGGCGAGUCAAACGGUUCCGUACGAUCUUUCCCCCUGUAGGAGGACUCCUGUCUUGGCUUGAUAUGAACAACAUGCUGAGGAAGUUUGACAAAAUGGGAGCUGAGAUUCCGCUUGACGCACCUUGGAAGGCUCCGCACGCGAAAGACUGGGAUCGAAUCACAGUUCAACAAUUUAUAAACAAAAAUGCUUGGACCAGAGCUGGCAGAUAUAUCAUCUCAGACUCGGUCAGGUUAAAUAACACAAUAGGCCCCCACGAGGUGUCGCUGCUGUACAUCUUAUGGCACUACAGAACCGUCGGGGGAAUACAUUUAAUCAAUGCUACAGAAGGCGGCGCUCAAGAGUGUAAACUUGUCGGUGGGAAUCAACAAAUAUGUCACAGACUAAGCGACCAAGUCGGCCAUGACAGAAUUAUUCUGGGUAGUCCAGUUGUCCAUAUCAACCAGAUGGGAAAUGACGUCAUAGUUACCUCACUACCAGGCUUAAAGUACAAGUGUAAUCAAGUCAUUGUGACCACUCCGUUGUCCAUUCAAGCCAAGAUGAGCUACAGCCCACCCCUGCCCGCACACAGGAAUGAACUCAUCCAGAGAGUACCCAUGGGAUCCGUGAUGAAAGCCUUCGCUUACUAUGACACUCCAUUCUGGAAAGAGAAAGGGUUCUGUGGUUCCGCCAACGUAAACGACAAAGACUGCAUCAUAACAUACACAAUGGACAACUCAGCACCUGAUGGAACAACACCAGCACUAGUAGCAUUUAUUGUGGCUGAAAACGCCAGGAGGGCGAUCCUCAUGACCAAAGAAGAGCGACAGCAGCGUAUCUUGGCAGAUUUGGCCAAAGUUUUCGACUCAAAGUUGGCACUCUCACCAACCCACUAUGAAGAAAUGAAUUGGUCCACUGAACAGUACUCAGGAGGGUGUUAUUUUCUGGCCCUACCCACAGGAGUUCUCACAACCUAUGGCCCUAUCUUAAGGCAACCAGUUGACAGGGUGUACUUUGGUGGCACAGAAACAGCCACUCAGUGGGCAGGUUACAUGGAAGGCGCCAUACAAGCCGGGGAGCGGGCAGCUAGACAGGUGUUACAUGCUAAAGGCAAAAUCUCUGAAGAGGAAGUGGAAAUCCCAGAUAAUGAUGAGGAGACCAAAUCAAAAAGGCUGGAGUUAAGUUUUAUGGAGAGACAUGCGCCAAGUGUGCCAGGGUUCUUCGGCAUGUUGGCACUGACAGGGCUAGUCGCAACACUCUGUAGUAAACUGUAGUUCAUGUCAAGUCACUUAAUGUUAACUAUGUAACAAGCGAUAAAUCAUGACUGGAGAUUCUCAUGACUUAUGUCAUGACUGGAGAUUCUCUUGACAUUGCUGUCAUGUUUAGGACAUCGACAGUUUAUAAUGCUUGCUAUGUAGAUCUAAAUCAGGGAAUUAUUUCUAGAAAAUGUAUACACAUAUUAUUAUGAGUGUUGAUUUGUUAAUAAUGAAUUGUUGAGGCAGGGCGUGGAGCAUAUGAAGAUUUUUAGAGUGUUACUAAGGUAUUAGUUUAGAUGCCCAGAUACCUAUACCUGAUUCUGCGUAUCUAGUCACCUAAACUAAUACCCUACUAGUUGUACAGCAAUCAAUGUGAAAACUUGUGUCUAGUUAAAAAGAAUGCUCAAAUACCAAGAGAAUAAAAUGUUGACUUUCAUGA
Molecule: messenger RNA, 2134 nt
Organism: Biomphalaria glabrata
Lineage: Eukaryota; Metazoa; Mollusca; Gastropoda; Planorbidae
Product: amine oxidase [flavin-containing] B-like
Exons: 16
Coding region: 181-1713 (510 amino acids)
Molecular function (GO): oxidoreductase activity
Source: RefSeq, a predicted model, not a curated record